This is a messenger RNA of Perca fluviatilis (European perch), 4901 nucleotides long. RefSeq names its product potassium channel, subfamily K, member 9 (gene kcnk9). Lineage: Eukaryota; Metazoa; Chordata; Actinopteri; Perciformes; Percidae. The record is from RefSeq and is a predicted model, not a curated record. Gene Ontology annotation, molecular function: potassium ion leak channel activity. Gene Ontology annotation, biological process: stabilization of membrane potential; potassium ion transmembrane transport. The transcript has 2 exons. The coding region runs from base 275 to 1771 and encodes 498 amino acids. Gene Ontology annotation, cellular component: membrane.
CACAGAAACUGGAUGUUUUUUUUUGUAUGUGGUGGAUGGCUGCUAAAAAUAGCCCGCAUGCUGAUGAGGUUACAAUGAACAGGUUGGUGUUUAGCUGAAACUUAGAGACAUGCGGAAAGAUGCCCAGUUCUAGGACAUUUUAAUCAAAGACAGAGCGAGUGGAGCAUCAAAGUAAAGAACCGAUCACUUAAUUGAUUGGAAGAAUUGAUUCACGUCAGUAUAGUGCACUUGAGGAACACAGAGACCAACAGGCGAUCUGGGGAGCAGCUUGUUGAUGGCACUGCGCACCGGGAGGACUUGGUUUGGGCAGGUCUUGCGCAGGGUCUUUCGGCUGCAGGGCUCCUGGUCCAGGCGAUCGAGCAGUCUCUUGUGUCUCUCCGCCAACCAGGAGCAGGAUCUGGGAGUGUGUCCUCGGGAUCACUACAAGGCGGGGGGUUUCCACCGCUGCUCCGACUCCGGCGUGCACCGCGGCCACCGUCACCGGAGCGCACCUUUCUGCGCCUCCGCUUCAAGGCGCUGUCCACACGGCUUCCCCCAAGCUUGCUGCGCCUUCCCGGGGAAUCCGAGGGGACAUGAGCCCCUCGGUCGCCGGUUCCUGUUGGCCAUGAAGCGGCAAAACGUGCGGACCUUGUCCCUGAUCAUUUGCACGUUCACAUACCUGCUCGUCGGGGCCGCCGUCUUUGACGCCCUGGAGUCCGACUUCGAGAUGCGGGAAAAGGAGCAGCUGGAAGCCGAGGAGAAGCGUCUCCAGGGGAAAUAUAACAUCAGCGAGGAUGAUUACCGCAAACUGGAGAGCAUCAUCAUGGAGGCAGAGCCCCACAGAGCCGGGGUGCAGUGGAAAUUCGCAGGGUCGUUUUACUUUGCCAUCACGGUCAUAACCACCAUAGGCUAUGGGCAUGCAGCGCCGGGCACCGACGCAGGGAAGGCCUUUUGCAUGUUUUAUGCCGUUCUGGGAAUCCCUUUGACUCUGGUCAUGUUCCAAAGUCUCGGUGAGAGGAUGAACACUUUUGUCAAGUACCUUCUGAAGCGCAUCAAGAAGUGCUGCGGCAUGAGCAUCACCGACGUCUCCAUGGAGAACAUGGUGACCGUGGGAUUCUUCUCCUGCAUCGGCACGCUGUGCAUCGGGGCCGCCGCCUUCUCCCAUUACGAGGAUUGGAGCUUCUUCCAGUCCUAUUAUUACUGCUUCAUCACAUUAACAACUAUAGGCUUUGGGGACUUUGUGGCCCUUCAAAAGAACCGGGCCCUCCAGAAGAAGCCCCUGUACGUGGCUUUUAGCUUCAUGUACAUCCUGGUGGGCCUGACAGUCAUCGGGGCCUUCCUCAACCUGGUGGUGCUCCGCUUCCUGACUAUGAACAGCGAGGACGAGCGGCGGGACGCCGAGGAACGGGCCUCGCUAGCCGACAACCGGAACAGCAUGAUCAUCCACAUCCAGGACGAGUCGCUGCAGCGGGGCCGGCGGCGGCGCGAGCCAUAUCGGCCGGAAGUGACUGACUUGCAGUCUGUCUGCUCCUGUAUGCAUUACCACUCGCAUGACUUCGGCAGCUCCAGGGGAGGGAUGGGAGGCCUGGGCUGUGCCUUCUCCCAUCAGAACUCGUUCAGCUCGCAGCUGAAUCCCAAUCAGUACUUUCACUCGGUUUCCUACCGGAUCGAGGAGAUCUCGCCCAGCACCUUGAAAAACAGCUUCUUCCCCUCGCCCAUCAGCUCGGUGUCGCCGGGCCUUCACAGCUUCACAGACAAUCACCAGCUGAUGAGGAGAAGGAAAUCCAUCUAAACCCUAACACACACACACACACACACACACACACACACACACACAGACACACAGACAAGGACACACAACUUUCCAUGUUUUAUACACACGGUCAAACAUUUCCAAUGCUGCUCCUCACCAAAUCCCCUCCAUUUUGGUUGUGUGUAAUAUAAUAAAAGUAUUGUUGGGAACCGAUGAAGAACACUGUGGAGAACAGCGUGGACACAAUGGGAUGCAAAGCAUGAAGCAUGGAUGUCUAUUUUUUCAAGAGAUUGCUCCAUUUGCAAACACUUCACACAAACGACAAGACCUUCCUUCUUUCAGAUUUACGGUACAAAAUUGAUAUAUUAACUUUGGUUACAUACCAAAUGAUGCACACUUCGGGAAAUGCUAUUUUUUCAAAAAGGGAGUAUGCUUGUUUCACCUUAACUUGAAGAAACUCUCACCGUUAUGUACUAUUCCAUUGCCUCAUUGCAGACAGAGAUUUUGAAAUGACUUAAAGCAUCAGGUAUUGUUUUCUAUAAGCAAUCAUAUAUUUCAACGGUUUCACCACACAUCAAGCCAAAACGUUGUUGCCAAUAUUAGCAUGUGCAUUAGAUGUCAUUCAAUGAGUGUGCCAUAGUUUUGUGACAUUCUUUAGUCUGUUUAUAGCACAGCCGCAUAAAGGUGUCUGUUUGUCUUGGUUUCAAAGGAUCAUGCUGCUGUUAUUAAUAUUUCACCCUCAACUAGUAUCAGAUCUGGCCAUAAAAGCUUUAUUUUAACCUAUGGCAUUUUUCAUAAGGAGAUGUAAAAUCGACCUAAAGAAAAAUCCACCCUCCCCACUAAACUGUAUUAUUGGUUGGUUGUGUACUUUUCUCCCUUUGACAAUCAUAUUGAAUAUCAGUUCUAUAGGUGCACUCCACUGUACAUUGAUACUUUUGCACCGAUAUUCAGUUAUCAUUUAGGAUAUCUCCAUUGUAAAAGAGGCAGAGUGACCAGUUUCUUCAUUUACAGUCAUCCCCUUAAAGAAUAGUUCGGAUUUUUAGAGUUGGGGUUGUAUGAGUUACUUACCUAUAGUCAGUGUAUUACCUACAGUAGUACAGUAGAUAACGGUCGGCACACCCCGAAUAGCAAAGGCAAUGUACUGCUGUGGACGAUGGGCCACACACCAAAAGUUAUAUCAGUCACCUAAAAAAAUGGCCCACCUGAAAUAUCAUAUCAGUUUAAAUGUAGGCUAUAAUUAGAAUAGUUUCACCGCUUUCCCUUUGCUGUCAGACAGCCCUUUUGCAUGGUAACCAGUUGCUGGUCUACCGCUGCCUCAAUCGGUUAGUUAGGUGUAGGUAAAAGCCUGAGGAAGCUGCGUGUUGGACGGUUCUGGCCUUCCGUCAUCCAUUAAUUACCUGAUUAUGGUAAUUAACCCGCUUAUACCAUGGCCAAUUGCCAAAUAAUUUUUUUAAAGCUAAUUAAUAUAUAUUUCAUGUGUUUUGCAAUCAAAACCUAAAAGUGUUUUCAAAUAAUAUCUCCGUUUCCCUGGUAACAUCCAAGGGUUUGACUAAUACCUGGAACAAUCAUUUCCAUCCCAUAAGGUUCUUAUGCAAUGUAACCGUUUGACAGUAUGUCCAAUUUGACAGAAUGUUUAACAACAAGACAAGCUAGCUAUCAGCCAUGUCAUUGUCCCCGUAUCGAAAUAAUAGGAUGAGGGACCGAAGGACUACACUCUUUAAUUUUGCGAAUUCAUUUAGAUCAGUGAACAGACCGUUUUACCAGUACUACUUAGUAGGUAUCCUAUAUCGCAUUUUAAUAAUAACACAAACAAACUAACCGAUGGAGGCAGCGGUAGACCAGCAACUCCUGUGUUCUGUGAGAUAAAAUUACCUUUGUUAAAGGAGUCUAGUGGUUUUAAAGAAAGCAUAAACAUAUACAACGGCUUCAGUUCCCCGUUGGAAUGGGCUGUCUGACAGCAAGGUAAAGCUGUGAAAAUAUUCUAAAUAAAGCGCGGCUAAAAGACGUUAAGCUGCUUCCCCUGUCCAUUACCUGAUACAAUCCCACCUCAAACAUUCCGAACUAUCCCUUCAAUAGACCAGAAUGCAAUGCAGCUAAAGAUAUGUAACAAAAGGGUCAUUCAGCGAUUUCAUAUUCCAUGAAGUUGAAGACGAGACAAAUAAAAAAAGAAAACUGAAUAUUGCAGCGGAGGCUCAGAUAUUCUGACUUUUAGCCCCAGUAACGAUCAAGCUCUCAAAACACUGGAUCCUACAAUUCCCAUGAUGCAACCCAAUGGUAUCUUUCAUUGGACCCUCACUGCCUCCUAAUGCGUAAUGCAAACCCUACACCUCCAGUUUCUAACUCAGCCUUUCGUUUAAAUAUUUGAAGUUUCAAGCCCAUAUUGAGGUAACCCUGAUGACGUUAUUAUGACAUCAUCAGGGUUAUUUUUUCUAACUUUGAAAAGCUCCCUCCAAAGCCACACACUUUACACAACUGAGUAUAGGUAAACUGAACAUCAUGUGUACAAUUGGUAAAGUGCCCCUUUAAGGUAGCGUUGCAGCCAUGAUCUUCAUUGACAUGCUCUUCACAAACCGGAUGUCCAGGUAGCUUCACACAUUUACCUUUUAUUGGGUGCAACCAUUUCUCAAGCUCUUUUAGGAAGCAUUAUGGGAAAUGUUGCUGUAACCGACGAUGAGUCAGGUUGAGGAAAGUGAAUUUACAGGUUCUUCAAAAAUAACCAAAUCACUCAAAUGAAUGAAGUGAGUUAUGAUAUAAGAAGUGUAAGAGGAUCAUAAGGUGCAGUAAGCCAUGCUGCGCAAAGAUUGUUGAUAUUUGAACUCAACUGCCAAACAGAUACAAAGUGGAAGUCGGAUUUUCCUAGGUCAAAGUCAGAAACACGCCCCCUGACUUUGGAUUUCCGAGCUCGGAACCUCGGGCAACCACCGAGUAUCCCAAGCUAACAAAUCCAACAUAGCUACACCGUGCAUCAGUUGCGAAGUUGUGAAAGCUGUAGUAUUAUACAGUCAUUAGCACUUCUGCGUUAUUUGUGUCUCACUAAAUCAGUUGUACACACAGUCCUGUCCAACCUUUAUCUGUGGACAUGUUGUUACGCUGUUUGUCUGCACAAAAAUAGCGUGAGGCGUUGUUAUCAACUGGUAUUGCUAACAAUGGCUAACCUGGCUAGAGCUAA